AUGAUAUUUUCUCUUUAUAUUAUUAAUAAAGCGGGAGGACUUAUUUAUCAAAAGGAUUUUAAUGAAGGACUUUUGAGACUAGGUUCAAAUGAUUAUUUACUUCUUGCAGGGAUUUUUCAUGGAAUACAUGCCAUUACAGCUAAAGUAUCACCAUUAGCAGGUUUAGGUGGACUUGAACUAUUAGAGGCCCAAACAUUUCAUUUGCAAUGUUUUCAGACGCUUACAGGAAUUAAGUUUUUGUUGAUUACAGAACCUCAACAACCUAACGUAGAUGCACUGAUGCGAAGAAUAUAUGAGCUUUAUGCAGAUUAUGUUAUGAAAAACCCUUUUUACAAAAUGGAAAUGCCAAUUAGAUGUGAACUUUUUGAUAUAAAUGUAACAGCAGUACUUGAAUCUAUUUUAUAA
Messenger RNA from Pneumocystis murina B123, 405 nucleotides. RefSeq lists its product as hypothetical. Gene Ontology annotation, cellular component: TRAPP complex. Bases 1 to 405 code for a protein of 134 amino acids. The record is from RefSeq and is a predicted model, not a curated record. NCBI's taxonomy places the organism in Eukaryota, Fungi, Ascomycota, Pneumocystomycetes, Pneumocystales, Pneumocystaceae. The transcript has 3 exons. Gene Ontology annotation, biological process: endoplasmic reticulum to Golgi vesicle-mediated transport.